Linum trigynum is the source of this 555-nucleotide messenger RNA. NCBI's taxonomy places the organism in Eukaryota, Viridiplantae, Streptophyta, Magnoliopsida, Malpighiales, Linaceae. The record is from the annotation of a GenBank genome assembly.
AUGCUCACAUCUGAAGUUGCAGUCAUGACUUGUGGAGGAAUGGAGAUUUCUACUUAUUCAUGUUCCACCACUCGCUCCAAUCGUACACAGAAGAACAAAAUCAGAGAAAGAAAGCCAAAAACAUUGGGAAUCAGUUUAUACCCAGUGGAGAGAUUAUCGGCGAGCUUCUGCAACUUCUCCACUGGCGUCGCACACUUGCGCUGGAAUGCAUCCGCAAUCGCCCUCGUCUUCUCUCACUGCUCCAAUUCCCGAGAGAUUCAUUUUGGGCCUUGUGAUGGCCAGAUCUGGAAAAUCUCUCGAGUAUUCUUCCGAUCUGUUGUCAUCCGCUGGCGCUUCGACCACCACAAGAAAGAUGGAGACAACAAUCGACGCUUAAUCUCCAUGCUGCUGCUUUGUUCUCCCAAUUCCAUAGAGGAGACGACCCAGGUUGCUGAUCCCAUCUCGAACCUAGACAACAAUCGAACCCUAAAAUCAAAUCGAAUAAAUCCCUCUGUAUCACUUCUCUGCCGAUUCGUCUUAUUCUCUUCCCGAAUCGAUCAAGGUGGUGAAGUCUGA